AUGGCCGUCAGGAAGAUCUACCGCGAGCUGUUCAGCUGCUCCGUCGACGAAGACGUCGCGUCUUCUCCUGCGCUCCAAGAGCCUCUCAAGAAGAUGUUGCUCGGUCUUGUGAGCUCCUACCGCUACGCUGGCGAGCACGUCGACAUGGACGUCGCGAAGCUGGAGGUGGCUCAGCUGUCAGAGGCCAUCAGAGAGAAGCGCCUGCACGGGGACGAGGUUGCCCGGAUCAUCAGCAGCGCUCGCAGCAAGCCUCAGCUGAGAGCGACGUUCCAGCAGUACAAGGACGACCAAGGAACAGACAUCGUCGAGUUGUCACGUUGA
Messenger RNA from Miscanthus lutarioriparius, 321 nucleotides. Lineage: Eukaryota; Viridiplantae; Streptophyta; Magnoliopsida; Poales; Poaceae. The record is from the annotation of a GenBank genome assembly.